Rhopilema esculentum is the source of this 1755-nucleotide messenger RNA. The record is from RefSeq and is a predicted model, not a curated record. Lineage: Eukaryota; Metazoa; Cnidaria; Scyphozoa; Rhizostomeae; Rhizostomatidae.
AUGGCAGAUACGAAUAUAUCGCGAAACAAGAGAAGAAGAAUGCGAGAGAAGGAUCGCAUGAUUAUGCUGAACGAGGAGCUAGUUAAUUUGAGACAACAAAUGGCUGCAUUGAAAGAAGGAAGCAAUCGCUCGUCUACAGAGAUGGCAGAAUUGCGAUGCACUAACAAGAAACUUCUUGACAGUCUUCAUACCGAAAAACAAAGUUGUCAAGCACCAAGACAAGAAUCUGAGGAACUGGCUGCCCCUCUUGAAGAAAUGGAUGCAUAUAUUUGCCAGUCAUCUACGACAAAGCAUUGCACAUCAUUCAAAGACAAGGAGUCUGAAACGGAUGUUGAAUCUCAAACCGAUCUUCAGAUUUCCAACGACGAUGCAAAUGAAAAAGAAGAUUUGAAGGAAGAAAAUAGUAGCCUCAAGGAAAUAAUCAAGGAGUUACAAAAGCAACUCGCUGACGAGAGAAAGAUGAACGAAAAUAACAAGAUACAAAUUGAGUCUUUGAAAGGCAAAGCUAAAACGUUUGAAGACCAUUCUACCCUUCUGGCUUACGAGCUCCACGAAAUGACGGUGGAUAGAAACUCUUUGCUGAAUGCGCUGGAAGGCAAGCAGGAAAAGAUCAAGACCAUUCAAUCAAAAAACAAGGCAAAAAUUAAAAAGAUGGCUGAUCAACAUGAAGUAAAACUCUACGAUGAGCAGGUCAAGAGUUAUCAACUGCGUGUGCAAAACAAGAAUCUCAAAGCUGAACUCGAUCAAGUGAAGAGCCAGCUGGAAGAUCAGAAGCUACAAUUGACAGUGACAACUUUUCUAAAUGACAUUGUCAAUGAUGUAGAAGGCCUCGUUAAACAGAAGGAAAGUGCGUCACUAAGAGAUCAUAUUCAGCAGCUGCAGUUUGAACUUGCUCAGGCAGAAAACGUGAAGAGGCUUCAACAACACAAAGAGGAGCAGGGAGCAGAGGAAUAUCAGAAGCUUUUUGGCCAAUAUCAAAUUCUUAAACAGCAGAACGGACGGCUUGAAGAAGACAACACACGGCUCAGGAAGAGAGUACUUGUAAUGCGCAAGGAAAACACCGAGGCCCACGAAAAGUUCUUGGAAGAGCAAACUGACCGAAUCAAUGCGAAGAUGUCGUUCGUGGCACAAAUAAAGCAGCUUGAAGAGAACUGUACCAGUUUAAAAGAGGCGAAUGCAACCCUAUCUAAAGAUGGCCAACGUUUAAAGCACGCUUUCGAGAGAAAGAAUAAAGACAACGAUGGACUGAUGGAAGUCAUCGAAGAGCUUAUGGAAAGAGUUGAGGAGAAAGAAAAUAUCAUUGAAGAACUUCAAGCAAAGAAGCACAGAGGAUGUUUACGAAGAUUGGUUUGCUGGAAAUGAUCAGGAUGGGAAGAGGAACUCUUCUUAUCCGAAAUCAAUUGUAUUUGUGUUGCGGGAACAUUUUGACAUAGUCAUUCUGCUUUUUUGUAAAUAUUGAAUCGGUUUUAAUGAUAUUGCUAUUGCAUAAAAAUCAGUUUUUUAUGACAGUAGUUUCUACGUUUUGGACACGAUACGAAAAAGCCAUGCAUGGUGUUUAUAGAGAAGAUUUGAUUUUGGCACUCACUGUUCUAAAUGAAACAUUAAAUGACAGGCAUGUUUGAAAAUGGAUACCAGGAAAUACCAAAUCGGUCAUUAUCCUCUAAAGUUGUCUUUUUCGUUUCAAUUCAUGAAUAUUUAGGAAAUAUCAAAAUUUUCGGUACCAGUAUCUCAGAAACAAUAUUAUCUUGCAGCAAU